AUGCAGACUGAAGGGGAUAGAGGUAAGUAGCCGUGCUGACGACCGAGCCUGCGAAUUCUCACAGUUCGGCCAUGACGUGGGAACGUCUGCUACAAAGGAGGAGAAAGACCACUGUCCACUGGAAUCGGUCAUGAAAAAUUUUUGUUGUUGUGCCAGCCUCCAGCAAGCACCCCGGCCCCACCCAUAAGUUCAUGCAAAAAACAUCCAUAUUUGGCAAAUCAGCCGUGAGUUGUUUUGCGCCUGUCUCGUUUUCGUGCCCUGCGCCACCCAAAUCCUCCAACCAUAUGACUGAGUUGUCGUCAUUUCAGCAUUCUAUUUUGGCACCAUCCGGCUGACAUUUGUUUAUUUCCUGCAGACCGUCAGCGGCUUCGUGACCUUCGAUGGUUAACACAGGCUCAGGUUUGUGCAGAUUGUUUGCUCUCGCGCCUGCAUUCCCUCAAGUUCCACAUGUUACAGUAUGCAAAUUUUAGCACAUUUUCGGGCAUGUUCCCACUUUGAACAUAUCUCCGGCCAACGGAGUUUGUUGCCGUUGAUGUUUAUUGAACCCAGAAGUCAGGACCGCUGUUGUGAAAGUGGCGUCGCAAUGAUGUCGACAGAGUGCAGUCUCGCGUACGUUUUAACUAUGACGUAAAUUACCCGGGACCUGAGGACUUUCGAGAUUUUGUUGGUCGCUCAGAGUAAUCUACAGUAGAUGUAAUAACUCAUGAAAUGUCAUGAGAUCCACAAGAAAACCCCUAUCAAGCAAAAUCCGUCCACGAUGUGCCGAAACCUAGACACUUACGGGGAAGGAAAAUAAGUAAUCGACAGUCGUGGGUCACUUUGAUCAGCCAUCAGUAAAACUACCUUUUCAGGGAUAGUUUUUUCUGAAAAAAAUAUUUAAUUACUGCAAUAGACCGUCAUUUCCACACACGCACACACACUCAAUUUGGUCAUUUUCGCUGACGAUGUCUGCCAUGUGCUCCACAACUAGGUGAGUGCAGAGGCUGUGACUUGAGCGUGGAUUUGUUCAUAGUGAUAGUAGUAGUAGUAGUAGUAGAAGUAGCAAUAUUAGUAAUAGCAGUGUUGGUAAUAAUAAUACGAGUAGUAGUAAUAGUCGUGGUGGCAGCAGUAGGAGCGGUAGUAGUAGUAGUAGUAGCGGUAGUAGUAGUAGUAGUAGUAGUAGUAGUAGUAGCGGUAGUAUUAGUAGUAGUAGUAGUAGUAGUAGUAGUAGUAGUAGUAGUAGUAGUAGUAGUAGUAGUAGUAGUAGUAGUAGUAGUAGUAGUAGUAGUAGUGGGGUGUAGGGGUGUCAGCGGUGGGUUCACGUAAUGGUCGUGGUGGUCGCUCACUUGCCUGCAGGUGAGACUGCGCCUAGCGUCCACUUGCUGGCACUCAACUCUCACCUGUGGCUCCACGUAGCUGGGCUCUGCUCAGCGGCCACACCGCGGGCAACCGUCUCGACCGGCGGGCUAAACCAGGUGAGGGGGCCCUGUGCGCUGUGCCGUGUGCACAGGGUUUGCGGAUUCCGCUGGAUGGAAGGUCGGAUGGAACCUUGCGUCGGCACCGCCGUGACGUGGUUCGUCUCUGCACGUCGCUUGACAGCCGGUGACGGGAUGGACCUCCACAUCCACAUCGCCUUGACGCGCCCACCCUCGCCGACGGAGACCGCGGCUUACGGCGAAUUCGAGUCGCUCUCCACUACAACCCGAAGUCGUGGUCCCAUAGUGGAGUUCGGCCGUGCCACAACGGCACAUGGCAGCCCUAUUCAGGGAUGGCACUGCCAGCCCCCACGAGGGGAAGGGCCUAGAAAAGGUGGCCUAAACAUUGCUGGGUACCACGCCGUCUCCAGGCUAGCCAGGGCCGCAGACGUCUAAACAUGGUCGAAACAAUCAAAAUCGAAACAAAAACAAUACCAAUAACAACAACAACAACCAUACUCAUUCUCCUCAUCCUACCUCUUCUACCUCUACCUCCGUCUAUUCUUCUGCCUAUUCGUCUCCUUCGUCAUCUUCUCCACCUCCUUCCCGUCGGCCCACUCGUUGUCACCAGACUGGCAGGGUGAGCCCGCUCACUCUGGCAGCCUGGAAUGUUCGUUCCCUUUUAGACAAUCCGAGGAGCAACCGACCGGAGCGGAGGACAGCGCUAUUGGCACGAGAACUGGCGCGCUACAAGGUGGACAUCGCCGCACUCAGCGAGACCCGUUUCUCCGAACAAGGCCAACUGGAGGAGGUGGGGGCUGGCUACACCUUCUUCUGGAGCGGUCGACCCAGGGCAGAGCGACGAGACGCGGGCGUCGCCUUCGCCAUUCGGAAUGACAUCGUGGGACGACUGCCCUGUUUGCCGCAGGGCAUCAGCGAUCGCCUGAUGAGCCUCCGCCUGCCUCUCCGGGGAGGCAAAUUCGCCACCAUUAUCAGCGCCUACGCUCCGACGAUGACCAACCCCGACGCCGUCAGAGACAAAUUCUACGAGGACCUGCACGCCCUCUUGGCGACUGUGUCGAAGGCGGACAAGUUGAUUGUCCUUGGCGACUUCAACGCCCGCGUCGGCACAGACCAUACUGCCUGGAGAGGAGAACUGGGCCCUCACGGUCUCCACGGCUCCAACGACAACGGCCUGCUUCUCCUCCGCACCUGCGCAGAACACCGCCUCAUGCUGACGAACACAUUCUUCUGUCUGCCGGAGCGAGAGAAGGCCACCUGGAGGCAUCCUCGGUCGCGCCAGUGGCACCUGCUGGACUAUGUCCUCGUCCGGAGGCGAGAUCAGCGGGACGUGCUGGUGACGAAGGCGAUCGCGGGUGCUGACGGGUGGACCGACCAUCGCCUCGUCAUCUGGAAGAUGCGUAUUCGCCUACAGCCUCGCAGGAGACCACAAGGUAAGCGACCACCAGGUAAGCUGAAUGUUGACUUGUUGCCUUUGACCGCUCACCAACUUCAUUUCAGCAACGAGCUAGCUCAACGGCUAGACAACCUUCCUAUCGCUGCCGCCGACGACGCCGCCACUGCCGAGAACGCCUCCGUGGAGAAACGCUGGUGUCAACUGCGAGACACGGUCCAGUCGACGGCGCUCGCCGUCCUCGGUCGCGCUCCCCGCCAACACCAGGACUGGUUCGACGACAACGACGCCGCCAUCAGAAAUCUGCUAGCUGAGAAGAACCGCCUAGACAAAGCCUACGUAAAUCACCCCACUGAUGCCACCAAAGAUGCCUUCUACCGCAGUCACCGCCAGCUUCAGCAACGACUGCGCGAGAUGCAGGACGCCUGGACUGCUCGCAAAGCUGAGGAGAUCCAAGGGUACGCGGAUCGCAACGAAUGGAAGAACUUCUUCUCUGCGAUCAAAGCUGUCUACGGUCCGCCGACGAAGGGCACUUCUCCUCCCCUCAGCGCCGACGGCAACACUCUCCUGACUGAGAAGACGCAAAUCCUGCAGCGCUGGGCCGGGCAUUUCCGAGGCGUCCUCAACCGCCCCUCCGUCAUCUCCGACGCCGCCAUCGAGCGUUUGCCGCAAGUGGAGACCAACGUAUACCUCGACCUCCCGCCAUCUCUCCAGGAGACCAUCAGGGCCGUGCAGCAGCUCUCCAGCGGGAAAGCACCCGGAUCGGUCGCAAUUCCUGCUGAGGUCUACAAGCACGGAGGUCCCCAACUGAUGGGUCAGUUGACUGCGCUCUUCCAAGAGAUGUGGCGUCGAGGUGAAGUCCCGCAAGAUUUCAAAGACGCAACCAUCGUGCAUCUCUACAAGCGCAAAGGGAAUCGCCAAGUCUGCGACAACCACCGUGGCAUCUCCCUGCUGAACAUCGCCGGGAAGAUCUUCGCACGAAUCCUCCUCAACCGCCUCAAUAAUCAUCUGGAACAGGGUCUUCUGCCGGAAAGCCAGUGCGGCUUCCGUUGUCAUCGUGGGACCACGGAUAUGAUCUUCGCCGCCCGUCAACUUCAGGAGAAGUGUCAGGAGAUGCGGACCCACCUGUACUCUACCUUCGUGGACCUGACGAAAGCCUUCGACACGGUGAAUCGUGAAGGACUGUGGAAGAUCAUGCAGAAAUUCGGCUGUCCGGAGCGAUUCACUCAGAUGGUGCGUCAGCUGCACGACGGUAUGAUGGCGCGAGUCACGGACAACGGAGCUGUCUCAGAGGCAUUCGCAGUGACCAAUGGAGUGAAGCAGGGCUGCGUACUGGCGCCUACCCUCUUCAGUCUUAUGUUCUCUGCCAUGCUGAUGGACGCCUACCGCGACGAACGCCCCGGGAUCCGCAUCGCCUACAGGACGGACGGUCACCUCCUGAAUCAACGGCGGAUGCACUUCAAAUCGCGCGUAUCCACAACCACCGUGCACGAACUCCUCUUCGCCGACGACUGUGCCCUGAACACCACCUCGGAAGAGGAGAUGCAACGGAGCAUGGACCUGUUCUCCGCCGGCUGCGAGAAUUUCGGUCUGUUCAUCAACACACAGAAGACGGUGGUGAUGCACCAACCGUCACCCAACUCAGCCACAGCCCCCAACGCGCCGCCGCAAAUCAGCGUGAACGGAACCCAACUGCAGGUGGUGGAGAACUUCCCGUACCUGGGCAGUACUCUCUCCCGCAACACCAAGAUCGACGACAAGGUCGCCAACAGGAUCUCGAAAGCCAGUCAAGCCUUCGGUCGCCUCCAAAGCACAGUUUGGAAUCGUCAUGGUCUCCAACUGAGCACGAAGCUGAAGAUGUACAAGGCUGUCAUCCUGCCGACGCUACUGUAUGGAGCGGAGACUUGGACGGUGUACGCAAAGCAGGCACGUCGUCUGAACCACUUCCACCUCAGUUGUCUUCGUCGCAUCUUGAGGCUGAAGUGGCAGGAUCGAAUCCCCGACACGGAAUUACUGGAACGAACGGGAAUCCUCAGCAUCUACGCCAUACUGAGGCAAAUUCAGCUGCGCUGGAGCGGCCACCUGGUGCGCAUGGACGACGAGCGACUACCCAAACGACCCUUCUACGGAGACGUCGCGACGGGUUCUCGCCGUCAAGGAGGCCCUAUUCGUCGAUACAAGGAUACCCUGAAGUCCUCCCUGAAAUGCCUGCAAAUCAACCCCACCAACUGGGAGGAGCUCGCACUCGAUCGACCGACCUGGAGGAGGACAGUGAAGACAGGCGCUGCUAUCUACGAAGCCAACCGCAUCGCUGCCGCCAAAGCGAAACGUGAAGCCCGCAAAUCACAAAUUCGCCCAGUAAGCAACGCCGCCGCACAACCGCUUCCAACGUGUCCUCGAUGUCAACGAACUUUCCGGGCUCGAAUCGGACUUGUUAGACAUCUUCGGAUUAACUGCGCCUCUCGAACGGCACCAACCAUUGUCCCCCCGCCUGCUUCUUCCUCCACCUCCUCCUCCUCUCCGCCGCCAACCAACCCUGACAAUUCUUCUGACCCACCACUUCCAUCAUCAUCCUCCUCCUCCUCCUCCUCCUCGCCCACUGCUCCAACGGCGGCCGCUCAGGCGACUGUCCCGCGCACAACAACCGACGCUACCACCACCUCCCCCGACUCCAGGGAUGAGGAUCAGGACUGCACCUGCCCUCACUGCGAUCGCACCUUCACUUCACGCAUCGGCCUGGUCGGUCACUUGCGAAUCCAUCGCACAGAGCCUGACGAACCAGUGCGUGAAGCACCAACCUACACCCACCGCACUCGCCUCCACUGCCCACACUGCCCUCGCACCUUCAAGCAUCGCAUGGGCCUUUUCGGCCACAUGCACAUCCACGAGAGCGGCCUUGCCCGCACUCCCGACACACCCACUACAUCCAACACAUCCACCGUGCACACCCCCACUCUCUUUCCAUCCGUCCGCGACACCACCACCACCACCGCCUCCUCUGUAGCUGACACUGACACCGCCGACUUCUCAUGCCCACACUGUCCACGCACAUUCACCUCACGCAUCGGCCUGGUCGAUCACUUGCGAAUCCAUCGCACAGAGACUGGCGAACCAGUGCCUGGAGCACCCACCUAUACCCACCAAGCUCGUCUCAACUGCCCACACUGCCCUCGCACUUUCAGGCAUCGUAUGGGCCUAUUCGGCCACAUGCGCAUCCACGACGACCUGCGGUAG
Spirometra erinaceieuropaei is the source of this 6042-nucleotide messenger RNA. The record is from the annotation of a GenBank genome assembly. Lineage: Eukaryota; Metazoa; Platyhelminthes; Cestoda; Diphyllobothriidea; Diphyllobothriidae.